This is a messenger RNA of Mesocestoides corti, 435 nucleotides long. The record is from the annotation of a GenBank genome assembly. Lineage: Eukaryota; Metazoa; Platyhelminthes; Cestoda; Cyclophyllidea; Mesocestoididae.
AUGGAUUAUUUGCUUGGUUCUGUGUUUUCUGUCCUGGAGUGCCCUCGCCUCCGAAUUAAAAAACCUUCAUGGGUCCAGUUACCAUCCAGAAUGACUGUCUUCUCUUUUGUUUUGUUCACCUACUUUCUGGUUACCGGGGGCAUUAUUUUUGACAUUAUAAAUGGACCACCUAGUGUUGGCACGGAAACAGAUGCAAGAGGGAAUCAAAGACCUGUUGCUUUUAUGCAAUGGCGAAUCAACAGUCAGUAUAUCUUGGAGGGUUUGCUUUGUAGCUUUAUGUUUACCCUCGGAGCUAUUGGGUUUAUUAUACUUGACAAGGUUAACGAAUCCAAAAUGACGAGGCUGGCACGCGUCAUUAUGCUAGCUUUGGGAGUUGCGUUUGUUCUUACGUCAUUUAUUUCGGUUCGUGCGUUCAUGAAGAUUAAGAUGCCGUAG